AUGAAUUUUCUUUUGCUGCUUCUCCAAUUGCUCGUUGUGCGUGGAGCUUACAUUUUAUUGCCACAAGGCGACGGCUGCGUCUAUGAAAAAAGUGAUAAAUUAUAUCGAUGUAUCAAUUAUGAGGGAUUUCUUAAUACUUCAUUGUCUAGUGGCACAAUCGAGAAAUUGAAAGAGCUCAGCUUUUUUUCGGUUCGGCGUUGGAAAAGGGGUGCAUUAUCGAAAAUUCUCAAGGAAUUGACGUUCGGGGAUGACGAAGAUGAGCAAUUCAAAAAAGAGACGACGAAUAUCGAAAAAAAUCUCACGGCUCGUAUGAAAUCUCUCGAAGAACAUAUGGCAGAAUUUGAAAAGAGUGAAAGAGAAUUCGAAAUUCUAGAAAAUAUCAAUCGAAUUUUAUCCAGUCCACGACUUGCAGAUAUUUUCGAUCUCGUCAAUGUCACGACAAAGGAUGUUGCAAAUGAAUUUAAUUUUGACGAAAACUAUUUUUGGGAGCUCUCGUCGAAAUUAAAACUAUCAGCUCGUUCUGAAUCGAAUAAAAUCAUCUUCUCAUUGUGCGGCGACUUGUAUCGACGUUUGGCAUGUGGAGAAGUUAAUGCUGUUCAACCUGCAGGGGACUUCACAAACGGAAACAACAUUUUUAGAUUUUUCGAUUUGCCAAGAUAUGAGAUCUACAGCAGAUUUUUCCAGACGUCCGCUUCGAAGUGUGAUGAAGUGAAGAACAAAUUUUUUAUUUGUUCAUAUGAUAAGCAUAAGGAUUGCACCGUGGCCAAUUCGAAUGGAUGCAAGAGAGUUUCGAAAAUCGUGCCAGAUGGAAUUUUUACCCAAGAACAUUCCUAUGGCACUUAUGUAGCCGCCGCAAAUCUGAAGAAGUAUCUUGUCAGAUGCAACGGAAAUGCCAGCUGGGAAUCAAUGCCCGAAAGCAAACAAUUGUUCGUAAGCCUGCCUUUUUCGUGUUUCGCCCGCUUUGGGAAUAUUCAAAUUGACGGCCGUCAUGAAGAAAUGAAGAUUUUACCUAUGGAUGUCACAAUUGAACACCCGGAGUUUGGCCAGGAAGAUUUGGAAGAAUUGGAAACGCAGAAAGGGAUUUCAUUUGAGGAAAUUGAACAAUUGAAAGAAUAUAUCCCAUCAACCACCAUGGACUAUUUCCUGGCGGUGCUUCUUAAAACGGUUUGUGUGAUCCUCGGGAUUUGUCUUUUGAUAGCUGCUCUCUUGGCUAUUAUAUACAAUAUUAUUUAUUGUGCAAUCAAAGUUUGA
Caenorhabditis bovis is the source of this 1251-nucleotide messenger RNA. The record is from the annotation of a GenBank genome assembly. Lineage: Eukaryota; Metazoa; Nematoda; Chromadorea; Rhabditida; Rhabditidae.